CACAGGAAGCCCUGUGUGUGCUGAAACCCUCAGUACAGCAGAGACAUGGAGAGGGAGAAACACAGAUAGACAACGCGUUGAGAAAUCAACACAGGAAAUCACUUCUGAUAAGAGAAGAAAAAGACUGUAGUAACUGGAUACCAAAGCGAGAGAAAAGAGAGGGCGGGACGGGGCAAGUGAAGAGUGUUACAGAGGGAGGAGGAGGAGGAGGGUGGCAUGUGUUGUCGGCUGACGCUUCACCCUCCCGCUUUCUGAUGCGACGCGGCCUCAAGCUUGGAGACAGAGGACUCCGUGUUCCCGGGAUCGAGCAGGGUCUGAAACGUCGACAGCUUGCCAGCGCCGAACACACUUCGACUUCACUCACUGAACUCCUCCUCGCCAUCAUGGACAGCACGGACCCUCGAACCCACCCGUCACCAGACCACGAGCAGCUUUGCUGAUUCAAGCCUUUCCCGUUGGUUCACAAGGCGGCAAACAGCUCUCGGCUUAAGAUGAACCAAACCAAAAGCUGUAAAAGAAGUGAAGACUUCCAGGUGUACCAGCACCAGGUGUACGCAGUGGUGUACAGCGUGAUCUUAGUGCCGGGCCUGCUGGGUAAUGUGCUGGCACUCUGGGUGUUCAAGGUUUACGUCAAAGAAACCAAGAAGGCUGUGGUGUUCAUGAUGAACCUGGCUGUGGCCGACCUGCUGCAGGUGCUCUCCCUGCCGCUGCGGAUCUACUAUUACCUGAACAACACCUGGCCCUUUGGCCAGUUCCUCUGCAUGAUCUGCUUCUAUCUGAAGUACGUCAACAUGUACGCCUCCAUUUUCUUCCUGGUGUGCGUCAGCGUGCGCCGCUGUGAACUCAUCAUGCGUCCGCUGAGGUGCAACUCCUCCAAGCGGAAGGGAGACUGGUUAGUGUGUGCCCUCGGCUGGCUGCUGGUCUGCCUGUGCUGCCUGCCCUUCCCCCUGCUGAGGAACCCCGGCAGUGGACCCGACUCCAACUCCACCUCGAUGUGCUUCUCAGAGCUGCCCAUGAGGGCCAUCAGCGUCCCAGCGGUCUGGGCCCUCCUGGUCCUGGCGGAGCUGCUGGGCUUCAUAAUCCCCCUCAUCCUGGUGUUGGGCUGCACCUGCCUGACCGCUGGGAGCCUCCGGGAGUCCGCGGCGGGGGCCAUUCCCGACCACGGGGAGAAGCAGCGGGCGUUAAGGAUGGUGCUGAGCUGUGCUUUGGUCUUCCUGGUGUGCUUCGCUCCUUACCAUGUCACCAUGCCCCUGGACUUCCUGGUCAAAGCCAAAGCUCUGAGCAGCUGCGCCCUCAGGGACCUGAUCUUCCGAUGUCACCCCGUCACCCUCUGCCUGGCCAGCCUCAACUGCAGCCUGGACCCACUGAUGUACUAUUUCACAACCGAUGAAUUCUGGAGGCGACUGAGCAAGCCAGAGAUACCAGAGAGCAUGAGCCUCAGCAGGCGCCUGUCCUGCAUCACUGGGGGAGAGGACACCGAGGAGGACUAGGACACAUGGGGGACUAGGACACCGAGAAGCCAGAGGGGGACUAGGCUGCCGUCAGUCGGCUCUCUUGUUGAAGGACCCGCAGUUGAUCUCAACCACUAAACCCUGAGAUAAAGACUUUGCGCCUUAAGACCAGGGACAAAUCAUUCACACACAGAGUACAUGAAUAGAUGGGAUGGGGGGGGUUUCAAAAUGUGAUUUUUCUAUUUAUACUUCAAUAAAAAAGGUGCAUAAAUUCGUACGACCUCGA
Cyclopterus lumpus (lumpfish) is the source of this 1737-nucleotide messenger RNA. RefSeq names its product G protein-coupled receptor 174 (gene gpr174). Gene Ontology annotation, cellular component: membrane. The coding region runs from base 492 to 1490 and encodes 332 amino acids. The record is from RefSeq and is a predicted model, not a curated record. NCBI's taxonomy places the organism in Eukaryota, Metazoa, Chordata, Actinopteri, Perciformes, Cyclopteridae. The transcript is spliced from 3 exons. Gene Ontology annotation, molecular function: G protein-coupled receptor activity. Gene Ontology annotation, biological process: positive regulation of Rho protein signal transduction; phospholipase C-activating G protein-coupled receptor signaling pathway.